CAUGCUGGGAAAACCACCCAUCCUGGUCUCUAUCCUAGGUCCAAAGUCUACCUUAAGCCCAAGGCACUGAGAACAACUGGAGGCGUCACACCACUGGGCUCCAUUGCCCUCUCUCAGGGGGUUGGGGCCCAUCUGAAGUCGCAAAAGCAAUGGCAAGCAAAGAGGAUGGACUGCGGAGCUGUGCUGUAUGCGGGGACAGGGCCACUGGCUAUCACUUCCACGCCCUGACCUGUGAGGGCUGCAAAGGUUUCUUCAGGCGAACUGUCAAGAAGGGCAUGGGACUCACCUGUCCUUUCGAACAAUGCUGUGAGGUCAGCAAAAACCAGCGGCGCCACUGCCCAGCUUGUAGGCUACAGAAAUGCUUUGAUGCAGGCAUGAGGAAGGACAUGAUCCUGUCAGCAGAAGUCCUGGCACAGAGGAGGGCAAAGCAGGCACAAAAGCGGGCAGAGCAGGAACCUGUGCAGCUGAAUCAGAAGCAGAAGGCAUUAGUCCAAUUGUUACUAGGGGCUCAUGCCCGCCAUGUGGGCACCAUAUUUGACCAGUUUGUGCAGUUCAGGCCGCCAGCCCAUCUGUUCACACGCCACCAGCCUACGCCCCCUCUGCCACCUGCGCUGCCGUUGCUCAUACACCUAGCGGACAUCAGCACUUUCAUGGUGCAGCAAGUGAUCAAGUUCACCAAGGACCUGCCCCAUUUCCGGUCUCUGCCCAUGGAAGAUCAGAUAUCCCUACUAAAGGGCGCAGCCCCGGAAAUCUGUCACAUCGAGCUCAACACCACCUUCUGCCCCCACAGCCACACUUUCCUGUGUGGGCCUCUCCGCUAUACCCUCCAGGAUAUAGCUCAUGUGGGGUUCCAGGAGCAGUUUCUGGCAGCGAUGUUUCGUUUCCAUGUGACGCUGAGGCGACUGCAGCUGCAGGAGCCCGAGUAUGCGCUUAUGGCAGCCUUGGCCCUCUUCUCUCCAGAACUACCAAAUUAUUACUCUACAGAUCUACACACCUCUGCUAAAAACAUUCUUCAGCAACAUCAACAUCAUGUUGCUUCUAGAAUAAACCACAAACUCCUCAGCUUCAGGAGUUCAAGGGCCUCGAUCUGUUCCCCUCACCUUCCUUUCCAGACAUAUUUCAUGUUACUAAUGUUUCACGGACUCUCCAUCUCCAGGCCCUUGCACUGAAUGUCCCCUCAAGCCUGGAAUGCAUGCUCCUCACACACUUCCCUCAAAAGAAAGUGUGGGGUAACAAAAAGAGCAGUGAUUGGGUUUGGAGCGAGCAAAACCCAAAUUCAAAUCCUGCCUUGAACCCUUACUGUCACCCGAGGGGAAUGCCACGCCCUCUGAAAAAGAGGGGUUCACCCCUCUAGUACUUCGCUCCCAGGGCUGUUCUGAGCAUUACAUGAGGAAAAGGUUGCAAAGCUCUAGGGAAAUGUUUUCUUUCAAGCCCUAGCUUUGGGAAGACUUCCUGUGCUUAGCCUUUCUUAAGUCCUCCAUGUUAUUGCUCUCUCCUCUCCUGGAAUUACUUUGCAUUUACUUGUCUGCAUAUAUGUUUUAUCUCCACAAUAAAACGUAAACUCUUUGAGGCUUGAAA
Messenger RNA from Phascolarctos cinereus (koala), 1578 nucleotides. The record is from RefSeq and is a predicted model, not a curated record. NCBI's taxonomy places the organism in Eukaryota, Metazoa, Chordata, Mammalia, Diprotodontia, Phascolarctidae.